CUCUAUAGUCUUGUAUAAAAACUACAUGCGAAAAUGUGAACUUUUCGUCGUGUUGAUUGAUUUGUAUGCUAUUUGCAAUUUUCGUAUAGUAAAAGUCUGCCAAGGAAAUCCAAAACUUAUACUUUCUAAACGUUUGCAAACAACAAAUCGCGGUAUCGGUUAGUGUUUUCCUAAACAUAGAAUUUGCAAACCUGCGGAGUGUGCUAGGAGGCUUUACUUUUUGAACAUUUCCAUUGUUUUUUUUUUUGCGUAAAAAGAGCAAAUAUAUUUACAUGUGUAUGUAUGCAUGAUUCUAGUUUAGGAUAUAUGUUUAUUUUAGGUGUACGCAAAUAUCCACACAUAUUUGGGAGUCUUCAAUACACUGUUCAACAGGUCGUCAUCGUUUUACCAAAACACAAACCAUAUAGGAAAUAUCAAAGAAGAAAAUUUCAAUACCAGUAGCAAUGGCAACAAAUAGUACACGUCAACUACUUCCGGAUGUAAAUGGCCAUGACCUCCCUCAUUUCAUUAAGAAAGUUCUGAAUAAUAUAUGCGACUUCUACGAUGAACAGGACCUCAUAGAUGUAACAUUUAAGUUGUCUAAUCCGACCGCUAUGAUUCCAGCACACCGCUUAAUACUAUCAGCGGCAAGUCCAUAUUUUAAAGAUUUAUUCAAAAGCGACAAGGGCCUAACUCCUGUUAUCGAAGUAAAUGACAUAGACAGUGACACCUUUGAACGUUUAAUAACAUUUUGCUACACCGGCCAAACGCUCGUAACCAUCGAUAAUGUGGACGCAAUGCUGAAGGCAGCAAUAUAUUUGAAGUUGGAUGAAGCGGUUGUCGCUUGUGUUGACUAUAUUUUGCAGAAUAUAACUGUGUAUACACUGCAGCGGGCAUAUUGUUUAGAGCGCGAAACUCAGUGUGUACCACUGUAUAAGAAACUGUUGGAAUAUGAAAUAAAUAAUUUCAUGGAGGUGAGUCAUAGUGCUUUACCUCAAUUUCGUACUAUCAUUCCACCAUCUUAAUAAUAAUACACUUACACUUUUGCUAAGUGUUUGGCCGAGCUUCUCCAAUUUGUGGUGUGUGUCCUGAUGUUAUAAGGCUAAUGGAGAAUCAAUU
This is a messenger RNA of Rhagoletis zephyria (snowberry fruit fly), 1098 nucleotides long. RefSeq names its product kelch-like protein 8. NCBI's taxonomy places the organism in Eukaryota, Metazoa, Arthropoda, Insecta, Diptera, Tephritidae. Gene Ontology annotation, molecular function: protein binding. The record is from RefSeq and is a predicted model, not a curated record.